Molecule: messenger RNA, 2967 nt
Organism: Mycena indigotica
Lineage: Eukaryota; Fungi; Basidiomycota; Agaricomycetes; Agaricales; Mycenaceae
Exons: 7
Coding region: 22-2967 (981 amino acids)
Biological process (GO): endocytosis; negative regulation of protein kinase activity; eisosome assembly
Cellular component (GO): eisosome filament; plasma membrane
Molecular function (GO): lipid binding
Source: RefSeq, a predicted model, not a curated record
UCUACCCUCGUCUGUCCCGCUAUGUUCAAGAGUGCUGCGACUAAGAUCGCGCACAACUCAACGCUACCUUCGUUGGGAGGCAACAAGGACUUGCGACCACUCCAGGAUCUCAUCACCGCUGAGAAGGCGGUUCUCAUAACACUCCAGAAACUCAGCGUAGACUUGACCAAAGCCUCUGAUGCCUUGCGCGUCUGGGGUAACGGCGAAGGCGAAGAUCUCGGAGACAUUCUCGGUGCAUCUACUACAGUUAUGAGCCAUUUUUCUACCGCCCUUUCUUCCUAUGCUUCCAAAGAACAUGCAAUUCGAGAUCAUCUGAAAGCCAUUCGAACCCGGGAAGAAGCCCUUGACGAACUAAAACGGCGACGAAAAGCAACCCUAGCUCGCGCAGACAGUGCAGAGAAGAAACUCAACAAGAUGGGGGCAGAGCAUAAAAACCUUGCCGCACAGACGGACACACUCGCGCAACUCCAGGCUCAGAUUCGACAGAUGGAUGGCGAGAUCAUGAACGAAGAAGCGGCCCUCGGCGACUUUAAGCGAUCCAGUACUCGAGCGUUCAUGGGACUCAAGUUUGGGGGUCUCUUAGAGACUUCAGAAAAGGGAUGCAUUGUUGCGGACAUGGGCAUUGUAAUUGCUUCUGAAAUCCCAGAAGACGUUACGCCGCCCGGUUCUGGUCGUGCUAUGUACAUGGGUCACCAGCAAACGUCACAAAGAGUUAUGGAGGCUGAGCACGCAGUCAAUGGGAUCGCAUUUUCUGGUGUUCUUCCCUCGGUUGGAUCAGCACCGCAGCCAAGAGGCGCCCCUCCUCGUCUCCAUGUUGCAGACCCUGAUAAUCUCAGCAUGCAGAACACUGGGAUAAGCUCCUUCAAUCCCGGAUAUGGCAACGGAAUGGAGUCGAUCAGUGUCCAAAACACUGGCCUUUCAUAUGAACCGCCGCCACCUUCCAAUGUCAACUCUGGAUUUCUUCCUCCACCGGAUGUCAACAGCGGCUUUUUGGACGGACGAGCUUCCCCCGGCUCUUCGUUUUCUUACCAACCACCUCAGCAAUUGCAACAAGGUCCAAGUGAUGGCAGUGCAUUUGCGUCUUCUCAGCCGGGGGGCUAUACCGCCAGCACUCUCAGUAGUGUUUACGUCCCACCAACUAUGCAGGGCGGGUACUCAGCUCCUGGAGGCUACGAAUAUAGCUCUGCAGGCGGUGUAGAGGGACUUCCGGAACAAUCACGUGAAGAACCUGCUGCUGGAUUAAGCAGUACUGGCGUUGGUCUAGGCUCAGAAGGCCCUGGCGGUGGCCGAUUUGCGACAUUCCCCGUUCGUGGGAGAAGUUAUUCAGCUUCUGGUCAAACUCAAGGCCAAAGCCCGCCCGCAGCCACUUAUUCAGAUCCUCCGCCAAGUCUCGGAGCCAUGACGCGCAAAGACACCAGUGGAAGCGAUUUCAUGUCAUCUGUUCUAGAUGCAGGGGAGUUCGGUUUCAUUGCCCAGUAUCCUCUGGACGCGCCGACAUCUCCACCUCAAGUGCCUACUAAUUCGCAAGCGGCGGAACUAGCCAAGCUUUCUGAAAAGCAUCAGGAGCGCGAACGAGAAAGGCAACGGACAAUGCAUGAGGAUGACCCUGUACCAGAAUAUCAGCUCGAAGCAUCAACUCAUCACGAGUAUUCUUCGCCUGGCUCCUCUUUCCCUCCUGGUCCACCUCCCGGUGCUGCUCCGCCUGUUAUGGGCGGAGUUUGGGCUGGAGAGGUCACUCCGCGACCACCAGCAAAUCAGCUUGCUGUUGAAGAAGGUGGCGGAGACCGCAAGUCGACUGUGACGAAUGAGUCAGAGGAUUUCAGUCUGGCAUAUAUGAAUAAUGAACAUGACGAAGAGGCGCUUUUACCAGGCGAGAACGAGCAGCAGCGACAAGCAAGACUGUCGAAGCAUGUCAGAUUUGGGGGUGAGGGUGUAUUUGGUGAGACCGAGCCCCCAUUUGUAAAACGACAGAACUCAUCCCCAGCGUUGCGCAAACGUGUACCACCACCAACAUUCGAUCCCGAGGUGGACAAUGAACGGGUCUUGAAUGCUGCAGCUGCCCGUGAAAUCACACAGGAAAUGAAUGCGCUCAGUCAACUACCGCCAGUUCCCGUAAUUCCUCAACACUACGAGGAGACAAACUGGGAGCCGCCGCAACCACAGCCACCUUCGCCAGACCGGAACUAUAUUGUGAGUUCACCGGUCCAUGAGCAACCUACACAGCCACAAUACGGGUCGCCACCAAGAGAACGUCAGCGUUCCAUGUCUCCUCAGCCCCAACUGUACUCUCCUCCAACCCAAUACCACCAGCCUUUACCAAAUCCACACUAUAACGCGCCUGGUCAAUACCAACCUCCUGUGCCCAUGCGCGAACCCUCGCCUCGAAUUCCGCCGGUUUCGCGGACUACCACAAUGGACAGCCACCAAACAACGCCCUCGUGGGAUUCCGGAAGUGGCAAGCCUUCAAACACUGGUCAUCACACGACUCCAUCGUGGGCAUUAUCACCUUCGUCGCCAGUUGAAGGGCCAGCAUCUCCCCGUCUUGAUGCACCGUAUCGGCCGUUUGCCAGUCGAUCUUCGUCAUCGGUCAAUUCGGUUGGACAGGCACCCGCUGGUGCAAAGACCAUCUCAGCUGCUGCGUUCAGGAGGCCACAAAAGAGUCCUGGUAUGGGUAUGGGGCCUGAGAUUGCUGAUACCAGCCCUUUGGCACCCAAAAAACGAUUACCAGCCAGUCCUUAUCCGCAACAACGGCAAAAUGCAGCUGCCGUGCCACCCCAAGCACAACACCCAGACGACUUUGACUACAUCAGCGCCUACGAACGCGAUUCGCAUGCGUUUUUCGAUGAUGCGCAUAGCGGCAGUCCGGUCCAAACCGAUUUUGGGAGGUUGGGGAACGUCCAGGUGGUUGGAGGACGUCCACCAGGCAGCCCGACAUAUGGGAAUGAUGGGAGGGAGGAUGUACGGUAA